Molecule: messenger RNA, 2454 nt
Organism: Diversispora eburnea
Lineage: Eukaryota; Fungi; Glomeromycota; Glomeromycetes; Diversisporales; Diversisporaceae
Source: the annotation of a GenBank genome assembly
AUGCUUGUAAAAACCAUAUCAUCGCCUGGUGCGUUGUCUACAAGUUUUUCCAUACAAUCUCCAAGUUUAAUGGCAGAAGAAGGAUUUCGACAAAGACCAACUAUAACUCUUAAUAAUAAAGAAGAUGAAAAUGAAGAACCUUCAGAUGAAAUUCCAAGAUCACCUUAUUACCCUUGUGAUAUCAAACCGUAUAUAGGACUUCGUGCAAAAUUAUCAUUAGCAUGGAUCACUUAUCCAAUAGUGGCUUUAUUUAUUGUAGUCGUUCGUCUCCUUAAAGCAAUGGGAUCAAUUCAACCUUUAGUAGAUGAUGUUAAAUCUAAAGCUAUUGAAUCGUGCAAUGCACUUGAAUUAGCAACUUCAACUGUAACAUCUUUACCACAUUAUAUGGCGAAUGGAUUUAAUAAGGCAAAUGUUGAAGUAAUAAAUUUAACCAUAAAAGGAUUUACAAACUCUCUUCAAUUGAGCUUAACAGCUCUAGAAGGAAUUAUUAGUUGGUUCAUUCAAACUUAUUUAGGUACUUAUUUAUGUUUAUUAAAAUUAGUAACUAAUGCUUCAAUGAGUGUCAUGUUCGAAAGUAUUAAAGUAUUACAAAGUUUUGCUACUGACCAAAUUGGAAUAAUUAAAACAAACAUUGAUAAAGAAAUUAUAGAUAUAAAUGAAGUUCUGAAAAAAAUUCAAAGUGAUAUUGAAAAAAUACCGAAAACUGAAAAUAUUCAUAUACCAGUCAUAGCUGUAAAUUCAGCUAAUCCAUUAAGUACAUUUCAACUUCCUUCAAAGAAUAUUAUCACGGGAUUAGAUUCAUUAAACGAAACACUUAAUUCACCGAAUAAUAGUAUAACAGGAAUAAAAUCUAAAUUAAAUGAUUUAAUUUCAAUACCAUUUGAUAAAUUACGUACCGAAAUUCAAAAUAAAUUAUCAGAUCUUAAAUUUAAUGAAAGUGUUUUACCUCAACCACAAAAAAAUAAUAUAACUUUUUGUCAACAAAGUUUAGAUUUAACAUUUCUUGAUAAUUUAACUAAUGAUCUUAUUAAAGCUGCAUAUAUUGGAAUUACCAUAAUAAUAAUUGUUGGUAUAUUAAUGAUUAUAGGGAAUGCUAUAAUUACUUGGAUUUCUCAUCGUAAAUUUAAAAGAAUUAUAAAUAAAUUUGAUAGUGAAGAAUAUUCUGAUUUUUUUUCUUCUUUUGGCAAAAAAGAAUUCAACAAAGAAUCCAACAAAGAAACAAUGAUGACAAUAAUAAAAAGCGUAGAAUAUCCAUUCAUUUCAUUUCAAAUCUUAAAAACUUCAAAAUAUUUUAAAAAAUUAGAAAAUCGAAAUUUAUAUCGAUGGUUUUGGGAUUAUAUUCUUCAUAGAUCAGCCAUAGUUAUUUUAAUUAUAGGAUUAGCCGGAGUACUUGGAAUUUAUAUUCAACUUUGGAUUCUUCAAACAGUUCGAAACGAUUAUCAACAAGUUACGAAAGAUUUUGUAACUUCAUUUGGUAAUUCGGUAAUGGAUUUAGUAAAUUCUCAAAUGAAUUCAACUUCACAAAAAUAUUCUAGUGAAAGUAAUUUAAUAAUUUCAAAUUUUGAGAAUAAUGUUAAUGAUAAUGUAUUUGGUUGGGCUAAUAUUACUACUAAUACCCUAAAUGAUACAAUAAAUACCGCAGUGGAUGAAAUCACGGGAUUAGUUAAUAAUGUAUUUGGAGGAAUUCCUUUAUUAGCUACAUCAAUACAAGAAUUGCUUAAUUGUUUGAUUUUGACAAAAAUCAAAAUUGUUCAAAAGGUAUUAACUUUUAUUCAAGACAAUGCAUCUCUUGGAUUGCCUAGAGUAAGUAACGAUAAAUUAUUAGUGAGUUCAAAUCUAAUUAAAGGAUUUGUUGAUGAAGCAACCACUAAAUUAGUGGGGGAUAAUGAAUCAGGUGGUAUUAGUACGGGAGGUGAUAUUGGUCAUUUAUUUGAUAUUUAUGAAAAAAAUUUAAGAGAUGAAUUAUUUAUUUUUUGGAUAAUGAUUAAAUUUAUUAAUGCUAAAGAAGGAAAAAAGGAAGAAAAAGGAAAAGAAGAAGGAAUUACAAAAAUCAAAAAGAUCAUUAAUUCGAUAAAGAAAAGUAUGACAAUAAUAUUACGGAAAAUGAAAUCAAUUAAUUUUGGAUCAAUUAAAAAAAUUAAAAAGAGGAAAAUGAAUUCCCGUAAAUUAUCACGAGAAAGAAAUAAUAAUACUCGAAAUGAUAAUAAUAAUUAUGAUAAUAACGAGGAUAAUACUAAUUAUAAUGAAAACAAUCAAAAUGAUAAUGAUAAUUAUUAUAAUUAUAAUGAGGAAGAUAAUAAUAAUCCAUUUAGAGAUAUCAAUAGUAUUGAUAAUGAGAAUGAUCCAUUUAGAGAUAUUUAUAAUAUUAAUAAUGAUCCAUUUAGCGAUAACAAUAGUAUUAAUAAUAAUGAUAAACCAUUGUUACCUCCCAAACCCCUUUAUCUUCGAAAAUAA